This is a messenger RNA of Amphibalanus amphitrite, 5127 nucleotides long. RefSeq lists its product as uncharacterized. The transcript is spliced from 12 exons. The record is from RefSeq and is a predicted model, not a curated record. The coding region runs from base 1 to 3831 and encodes 1276 amino acids. NCBI's taxonomy places the organism in Eukaryota, Metazoa, Arthropoda, Thecostraca, Balanomorpha, Balanidae.
AUGAUGGUAGGUGAGCCGCAGCUGUUCAGUGAAGUACCUGUGCACAUCUACAGAAAAGACCGAGUCGAAACCAUCAUGACGUUUCUGGUGAAGCAGGAUGUGGACAGUGUCAAUCGAAAUCUGGCGGAUGUGGAGAAACAGCUCUCUGUCUUUACUGGAGGUACCGCUGAAAUCACCGAUAUCCAACCAUACAAACAGGACAGCGACCAAAACAGUGGACAACAAAGGGCAGAACAGACAGUGAUCACGGCCCGUGUGACCCGUCCGUACGGUGCCAUCUUCAACACCACGGGACUGAACGGAGGAACUACCAGCGAUGGAGCGGACAACGGUAGCAACUCCGGGCCCGUGGUCCAGGCAACCGUGGACAACGUCUGGUUUUGGCUCCUGAUUGUGCUGGCACUGUUCAUUCUUCUGGCGAUCAUAAUUGGCUGCUGCUGCUACAACUGUGCCUUCUGCUAUACCUGCUGUCCGCUGCUUAGCUGCUACAAAAAGAAGGAAGCCAAGGACUACGACGAAGAGGCCGUGGCCUAUGUCGGUAUCGAGAAUAACCAAAGAGUGAGGAGCCAGGGCGGUCGAAGUGGUCGAGUCCUUCGACAGAUGAGGAGGGCGGUGUCUGGAAACGCGCAGCGAGUGAGAUCAGCAGCUAACGCCUGGCCUAACGGACAAUACCGAACGCAGCCAAACGGCCGGAGGAACUCUCACUCCUCCACACUCCGCCUGAUGGAAGCACCUGCCGACGAGCCGGGCCGAGAGAACGUGCUGCUGGCGCGCCACGAGAUGGAGGACGAAAUGGCGCGACACGUGGCGCUACAAAAUGCACGUGGCGCACGGGAUAAUCAGAUUAUUCUCGUACCGAAUGAGAUUGGGAGCCUUCAUAGGACGAAUUCUAGAGCAUCAAGGGGCGGUCCCAAGAUGUACCGGGUGAUGGGUGGUGAUCGGCCGAUGCUGGUGCGCGCUGCCGAGGGGGACGAGGUCGGGUACCAACUGGAGGAUCUGGAAGAUGAAGAGCUGCAGCGGUUAGAGAUGGAGAGACAGUCGGUCAUACUGCCACAGGCGCGACGGUCGCCUUCGGUUGAGGUACUGACCUUGAACGACAACAGCGGGCGAGACGCUGAGUACCGUCACCAUGGCAACAGCGAGACGCUCCGACUGCAUACCUCCGCCCGCCCCAGGCGUAGAGAAGUCUAUAUAGAUGAGGACGGCAACGAGAUCGAACGCCCCACCUACCGCGGUCGUCCUCGAGACGACUCUGAUAUCCAAUACGGCUCCGGUCGACUGCGACUGAGUGACCGAACCCCUGGAAAAGACCGACACCACCGGACGCGCAGCGAGGUCCUCGUGCUUCACGAAGAGGAUGGAGAAGAGGAGGAAGAGCAAGAUGGCCGACGAGGGAUGGACGAUGGCGGCGGGAAGGCUAUGUUGAUGCAACGCUUCAUUGGGAGAGAUGGUGCAGGCCCGGCCGAGCCCGGCCCUUCCGGCCUCUCCGACUACCCCUACCACAGCCGGCAGCCGGGCGGCAUUGCCACCGUGACGUCACAGCGGCGAGUCGGUGACGUCACUGAGGCAGAGGCGCUGGCGAUAAGGGCGCCGAUACAAGAAGAAACUGCCAGUGUUCUGGACCGUGAGGACCGAGAGGAUCGCCGCAGACGAGCCGGUGCCACUGAAGGAGCUCCCAACUCUGAGCUCAACCCCGCACGACAAUACCGCCGACAGCGAAGCCGCAGUCAGGAUCCUGAGUAUCACCGCGAGCCCGUGGAACCCCCCCGAGGUCGAAGACGCUCCACGGACGAAGGGGAACCACCUAGAAGGGACCACGCUGGAGGGCCCAUUCCUGGGAGACUGGCUGAUUCUCGUCCAGGUUCCCAGUUGAGUCUCCAAUUUAGUAGUCAUAUGAUAAACAGCAAUCGACUGCAGAGGGUCGGAUCAGCUGGAUCGCAAGGUCGUCCAAGACGUGAACGCACUCGAACAGAUAGUCGUGAAAGAGGUGUGGAAGACCGAGCAAGACCAAGACGAAGGGAUGAUUCAGUUGGAUCGUAUGGAAGGCAGAGGAACAGGGAUGAUGAGAGAGGCGAAAACGUGGAUGGCAUGCGCCAAGGAGAAAGACGAGGAGGGGAGAGAAGAAGUGAUAGGUUUGAGGAUGAUCGCGGGGAGAUAAAAGGACGUCAAGAGCGAGAUGAAGGCAGAUACAGUCGUGAAGAGAACGUUGAUGACGGAGGAAGAGACAAUGGUCGGAAUCGUAGAGAUGAAAAUGGAAGACAGCGAGAGGACUGGGAUGGAAGGAAUGAUAGAAACGAAAGAGGCGGUUACCACGGCGAUGCACGAAGAGACAGGGACGUCGAUGCUAGACGACAAGAUGGCGACGGUGAAAGACGUGGAAGGCGACGAAAUCAGGAUGAAGGAGACAACUAUCAAGACGAAGAGCAAAAUGGCCAGCAACGAGGAAGGAAAAAUGGGGAUCGAAGAAGAGACGAAGAGGAUAUGAGGGAAGGUGUAUCUGAACGAAGGCGAAAUGGCAAUAAAAGAAGUGAGGAUGAUGACUAUCAAGGGCGAGAUGACUACUAUCGUGGGCGUGACGAUUACGACGAAAGGGAUGACAGAGAUAUGAAAAGCAACCAAAAUCGCAAAAACAGAGACGAAGAUCCUAGGCGAGGAAGUGAACAAAAAGAGAAUUCGCAAAAACGUCGAGGAAGUGAUGACCUACAGAGUGAUAGCAGAAAGAGCGGUUCGCAUCGACAGAAUGGCACGCGGCGAGACAGCGAUGAUAUAACCGAUGAAGGAAAAGGAAGACGUGGAUCAAACGGGACAAAUGGAAGCCGACGGGGUUCCGAUGACAAGCGAAGCUCCGAUAGCGGCAACACCAAAAAUCUGUCGGGCAAAUCAGUAGCCAGUCGUGAUGAUAAACCUUCCAAGGGUCAGUCUGAUUCAAACACAUCAGCUGAAUCAAAACGCUCUUCAAAAGAUUCCAAAAAACAAUCUGCUGACAAACGUAAGGGCGAAACGUUUGAGAUCGAUAUGAAGGAUGCUAGCGAAAAACACAAAUCGAAAGACGGCAAGGCACUGAAGAAACAGGGAUCUCAGGAUUCAAAGGCGAACGGUGAUGACAAAUCGAAGACUAGGGAGUCCUCUGACGAAAGGGGAAAUGGGAGAGACGACGGUGGACAAGACAAGGGAAAAACUAAAUCAUCAAAGUCCUCAGGAUCAAAGAAAAACAGCGAUACAAAAUCUACUGACAAUGCAAACAAAGAUAAAUCUGCUAAGGAGUCGAAGUCAAACACAAGCGCAGAAAGUGACAAGAAAACAGACAGCAAAUCAUCUUCAUCCAAAACCAAAUCCAGUAAAAGCGACAAAGACAGCAAGAACAAAUCGGAGCAAGCUGCCAGUAGCGGCAACGAACCAACCACCGCCUCCGGAAAAUCAGCCAACUCAGCAACCACAAAGGCAAACAUUUCAGCCAACCCAGAACACGUGACUUCCAUCUCCUCCGACCACCGUCCUUCAGACAUUGCUGAGGCAAUCGCAGAGGGAGCCGAAGACCACCACCCUUCAAGUCUCCCACGUCAUCAAUCUGACAUCAGUGACGGCGUCAGCGGAGACAGCGGCUUCGCUGACGUCAACGCGCGUGCUCCUGUGAGUCAGGAUAUCCCCGAAGAAGAUGUCCGGCGAUUUGUGCCUGACGAUACUGGCUCCAAUAUCUCCUCGACACUUGUUCCUGGGGUAAGGAAGAAAAAGAACCAGUUCCUGGAGAAGAAGAGUAUCUUCACCAUUGCCUAUGAUGAUGUUCAUACUCAUCGUCUGAGGAGCGAUACGCCACAUGAAGCUGAUGUGUAGAGAAGGUCACGCUGUUUGAUGUUUUGAGGAGAUGCGGAUGCAUUGAUUUCAGGAGACGUUCGCGCGGAGGUUAGGUCAGUUUGCUGGGUGAUCAGGCUUAGUAAAAACUGCGGCGAACAGUCAUGCAAGGUGUAAAAGAACAUAUGCAAUUAUUUUUGUGCAUUUAUACACUCUGUUUGUGAAGCGAGACCGUGCAAGUAUGUGUGCAGCAGAGGAUUAUGAAAAAUUAGGCGUGCACACAACACAUGCAUUGCAUUUUCAUUUGCCCUUUAUUGGUCUGGAUGAAUGUGAAAAAAUACCAUUUCUAGUGCAAUGUUGUUGUGUCUAUGUCAUUUGAUCCUUUUUCUGAAGCUUUCGUUACAUCGUUUAGAAUGCACUAUGCAAUGAUGAAAUGUGUAACAUGUACAAGCAAGAUAAUAGGCAACUUCACACUAAUUGUUAGCGAUGCCUUCAGCGAGAUCCAGUUUGGUUUCGACCACAUUAUGUCAAAUGAUGACUUAGUCCGUUGUUGAACGGAACUGCACUACCUAAAUGUCGCGUGUGAUUAUGUUAUUCGAACAUAUCUGUCCACAUCACUCAGUCCGUUAACCUCAACCAAUCCGUCCAUUUACCCAAUCUGUCCACGUUGAUCAAUCAACCACAAUCCGUCCACUGAGGCGUCGUGAUCAAUUGCGCUCGGCAAUGCUUACUCACUUUUAUCGAAUACCGGCUAGCGAUGCCGGCUAGCAAGCGUGAAUUGAAUGUGUUUUGGAUGCUGAUAACUGUAUCACCUGUGGCCUUAGCUCUGUAAGUAAUACGUGUCAUGAACAUUGUGUUCUAGCAAGGUGACAAAACGUUGUUUUAGGACUUGAUGGUUGCAAUGUUUGCUGAAAUUUUAGACAUGUAUUAUGCAAACUUAGAUGAAUGCCUUGCAGAAAGUCCAUGCAUAACUUGCAUCGACAAUAUCACGAUAUUGUAUCGUAAUUUUUGAUUUCUUGUUUUGAAUGCUUAAUUGUUUAUCCACGCAAAUAUUACCAAACAUGUCUCUCUCUUACUUUCUCCCUCUCUCUCUCUCUCUCUCUCUCUCUCUCUCUCUCUCCUCUCUCUCUCUCUCUCUCUCUCUCUCUCUCUCUCUCUCUCUCUCUCUCUCUCUCUCUCUCUCUCUCUCCUCCCCCUUUCUCCAAUCUCCAUUCUAUACCUCUAUCCAUUUCGGAAUACCAGACAAAGCGAUUAAAUAGCGUUGUAUAUGAUUGUGGCGAUCUCUGCUGUGAAUACUCGAAUGCCCAGCCACGUUUGUAAUAAAUGCACAUCCGUUUG